Molecule: messenger RNA, 1652 nt
Organism: Spea bombifrons (plains spadefoot toad)
Lineage: Eukaryota; Metazoa; Chordata; Amphibia; Anura; Pelobatidae
Gene: TMEM54
Product: transmembrane protein 54
Exons: 6
Coding region: 105-785 (226 amino acids)
Source: RefSeq, a predicted model, not a curated record
GUAGGAGCUGCGCCUCUUCCAUGGGAGGGACUACAAAUUCCAGACCGGGACCAGUACAUGGAGAGGGAGUUUUGAGACAAACAUACUGAGGGGCAGCAGGCACCAUGUGCGGACCCAGAACACUUGAAGCCCCGCCAUUUGGGAAGAUUCUAAUGAAACAGGGCCUGGGCUUGAUUGUUGUCGGGCACCUGAAUUUUAUAGUGGGGGCUAUUGUCCAUGGACUAGUCCUGAGACACGUGGCUAGGCUUCAGGACACAGCAUCGGUGCAAUAUUCCGUAGCCAACAUCACAGCUGUGGUAUCUGCAAUCUUGAGCAUCUCCUGUGGGAUCGUGGCCAUUGUCCUAUCUCGAUACCUUAAACAUAGAUCUCUGCGCUGGGCAGCAGUGGUACUCAGCAUAAUUAAUGCCCUGCUAUCUGCUGCCUGUACUAUUGGUAUCGCCAUCUCCAUUAUAAUCACUGUGGUAAAUCAGGGUAGCACGCUGCUAUCCUCUUGCACGUUUGCCGACCUGGAACUCAUUCAGAUCUCAUACGAGUGUCCAUUUGACCCAACACGGAUCUAUAGCACCACUCUUUGUCUUUGGGUACUAUCCAUCUUACUGGAUAUCACAGAGGUUGUGUUCAGCUGCCAGUGUUUUUUCACUGUCCUUCACCUAAUGGAUAUCUACCUCUGCCACAAACGGAGGAGAAGAAGGAAGGUCAAGCUACAAUUUGCACAGGUAGCGAAUGACAUGGAAUCAGAAAACGAAGGGUUAAAUCCUGAAGAAAGUUGCAGUGUGUGGCUGUGACAACUGACCCAUACGGUUGUAACACAAGGACUGAACACACAAACUGAAUUGCAGAGAACCCUUCAACAUCUGAGGUAGAGGACAAGAUUCCAUUGGUGUCAUGUGAUAAAGGAUGUUCUCUAAGGAGAGGUCUGAUGCAGGAGCAAGUACGGCCGCCGUGUAAACCUGUCUGCACAAAAAACUAUCCUACCAAAUGGAGGGAUACACUACUGGGUAGUAUUUAUGUAACAUUGUCAGUCAUUUCUAAUGCAGCCAGUAAUAUAUGACUAAAAUGUAGAUCUUGUUGGUGUUCUACAGGGUAAUAUACUUCCAAUCUGGGCGUUAUUUAUAUGAAAAAUUCAGGUACAGAGAGAUGAAAUUGCCAUAGCAACCAGUGAUAUGUUCAUGCUGAUUAUUCCAAUUAUAUCCAGUACCCCCAUUGUCUUGACAACAGGCUCUAAUAUCAGAGGUUUCACAGUGGUUCAUGAGAUCAGUUUUCAUUUGCGACAUCUUCCAGGAAUCAAGUCCACACAGAGGGAUUAUGUGCCAAAGUUUUGUAAUUUGUGCAAAGUUUUGCAAAAUGUACUUUUCAUACCGUGAUAGAAGCAUUUAACUUGGUCUAAAAAACCAAACUGCAAUUUGUGAGGCCCCUGUUGUUGGAUUGGUAUAGGUGUGAAGGUACAUUGGGGUGUGGUGGACAGGUUACCUUUAUAUGACGAGCCAGUCAUUCAGUAAAAGAAGCAAGUAUGUUCAUUACAUGUCAGUAGACAGUACAGGCACUCCCUGACACUUAGGAGGUGAUUUAUAAAUGGUGGCGCUAUCAGAAAACUAGCAAUAAAUUCAUUUUGCAAAAGUCAUAACUAAUUUCUAAACAAAUUGCAACUUUUU